This is a messenger RNA of Ooceraea biroi (clonal raider ant), 9072 nucleotides long. It is a transcript of the gene FASN1, whose product is annotated as Fatty acid synthase 1. Lineage: Eukaryota; Metazoa; Arthropoda; Insecta; Hymenoptera; Formicidae. Gene Ontology annotation, biological process: fatty acid biosynthetic process. The record is from RefSeq and is a predicted model, not a curated record. Gene Ontology annotation, molecular function: oxidoreductase activity; phosphopantetheine binding; fatty acid synthase activity.
GCUAAGUAAACCAUCCAAGUGGUGGCAGGUCAGUUCGAACACGACUUAUCUUGCAAGUGAAGAAGGUAGAAUGGGUAGAAGACAGGACGCGGGUGCCACGCACCGGGUGAAGCGCAUGCGCCCACGUGACACGGGCUCCCAUUGGCCGCCACCACAUGGUCUGAUGUCAGACCACAGGGACCAUCCAAUUCAAUAAUAGGAUGCUGGCGGCCAGACGUCAGUCAGUGGUCUCGCCUGAUCGUCCGACGGUGGUUUCGGCGAGUGAAAGGUACUCGUGCCGUUCGUGUGCGAGAGCGAGUCCGACGCGAGACCACGCGAGCGAGAGAUCCCGCGAUCAUUUAAAAGCUAGAACGCCCGCGAGUAACGCCUUGUCCACUGCGCUCCGCGGAGUUUUUGGGAUUUCGUUACAUCUACGAGGGAGAGCGAGGAAAGGAGAUAGCGCGUGAGUCAGACAGCAACCCUACGUUCCUUGAUCAAGACCAGUCUCCAGGAAAACAGCAAGAUGCCAGCACAGUUUGAAAGCAUCAACAACCCCAUGACGCGGGAAUCCAUGGCCAGGAAUGGAGUACCAUACUCCAUCGACAGCGACAUCGUAAUUACGGGCAUUUCAGGCCGUCUGCCCGAAUCGUCCAACAUCGAGGAGUUUAAAGAGAACCUGAUGAAAGAAAUGGACAUGGUCACCGACGACGAGCGCCGUUGGCCGGCAGGAAUCUACGGGCUGCCGCUCAGAACGGCCAAGCUCAAGGAUCUCGACAACUUCGAUGCGUCGUUCUUCGGGGUACAUGCCAAACAGGCGCACGUGAUGGACCCGCAACUUCGCAUGAUGCUAGAAAUCACGUAUGAGGCGAUAGUCGAUGCUGGUAUCAACCCGUCGACCAUCAAGGGAUCACGUACUGGCGUGUUCGUCGGCGUCUCGACCUCGGAAUCGGACGAAUAUUGGACAAAAGAUACUGAGAAAGUCAACGGAUACGGAUUGAUUGGUUGCUGCAGAGCGAUGUUCGCCAAUAGAGUUUCGUUCGCGUUCGAUUUCCACGGGCCUAGUUUCGUGUUGGACACGGCCUGUUCCUCAUCCAUGGUCGCCAUGCAUGAGGCAGUCACCGCGAUGCGUGCCGGCGAAUGCGAUGCCGCGAUCGUCGGCGGAAUGAAUCUUCUCUUGAAACCGGCAAAUUCGCUUCAGUUUCACAAAUUAGGCAUGUUGUCUUCGGAUGGCAAAUGCAAGGCAUUCGACGCCACUGGUAAAGGCUACGUAAGGGCUGAGGCAUUAGUGGCGAUAUACCUGCAGAAGGCUAAAGACGCGCGCAGGGUGUACGCCACGGUGGUUCACACAAAGACCAACAUGGACGGCUACAAAUUCCAAGGUAUUACGUAUCCCAAUGGUGAGAUGCAGAAUCAACUGAUGCGCGAAGUGUACAGCGAGACGGGUAUUAAUCCUGCGGACAUCGUUUACGUGGAGGCCCACGGUACGGGUACCAAAGUGGGCGAUCCGGAGGAGAUCAACUCCGUCGACCAACUAUUCUGCAAAGACAGGAAGACUCCUCUGUUAAUCGGCUCGGUUAAAUCCAAUAUGGGACACUCCGAACCCUGCAGUGGAUUGUGCUCGAUUGCUAAAGUACUGAUCGCGAUGGAGUCGGGCAUGAUACCUGCAAACUUGCACUUUAGUACCCCAAAUCCAGACAUUCCCGCACUAAUGGAAGGACGCAUUCGAGUGAUCACCAAAGCCACGCCGUGGAACGGCGGUCUCGUGGGCAUUAAUUCAUUUGGGUUUGGUGGUGCGAACGCGCAUGUCAUUUUACGCAGCAAUUCGAAACCAAAGUUGUCACCGGUAUUGGACACCGCUAAGCUGCUGCCCAAGCUGGUCGCCGUGUCGGGCCGUACGGAGGACGCUGUAUACACGCUGCUGGACAAAGCGAAAGAGCACCGACAGGACGACGAGUUCCUUUCACUGUUACACGCCAUGCACAAUAAUGACAUACCGGGUCAUGGAUUCCGUGGCUACGAAAUACUUGGUAUCGACCACACGCGCGAGCUGACCGAGGUAGCAAGUUACAAUGAGAAACGGCCCAUCUGGUUCGUAUUUUCUGGCAUGGGUACGCAGUGGUCGGGCAUGGGGCGCGAAUUGCUUGGUAUCGAAGUCUUUCGGCGUACUUUGCAACGAUGCGCUGACACGCUGCUGCCCCACGGCGUCGACCUCAUGAAUAUCAUCCUGAACAACACGAAUGAAACGUUGGAGAACGUGAUAGAUACUUUCGUAGCGAUCGCGGCCAUGCAGGUUGCCCUCAUCGACGUGCUAGCGGCGAUAGACAUUUACCCAGACGGCAUAGCCGGACACUCGGUCGGGGAAUUGGGCUGUGCGUACGCCGACGGCGCAUUUACAGCGGAACAAACUGUCCUGGCGGCGUAUUGGCGAGGCAAAUCGAUCGUGGAUUCCACACUGGAACCGGGCGCUAUGGCGGCCGUUGGUUUAAGCUGGGAAGAUGCCCAAAAGAUGUGCCCGCCCAAUGUCAGUCCGGCUUGUCACAACUCCAUGGACUCGGUCACGAUUUCCGGUCCGACUAAGGACGUGCUCAAGUUCGUGGAGGAGCUAAAGAGCAAGAACAUUUUCGCCAAGCUGGUCAGAAGCUCCGGCAUCGCGUUCCACAGCAAGUACAUAGCUUCGGCGGGACCGAAGCUACGCGCCUCGCUCGACAAGAUUAUACCAAACCCGAAGCAAAGAUCGGCCAAAUGGAUCUCCAGUUCCAUACCUGAGGCUGCAUGGGGCAGCCCACUCGCGCAGGUCAGCUCGUCCGCGUAUCACGUAAACAAUCUAUUGUCGCCCGUGCUUUUCCAAGAGGCGAUCGCACACAUUCCGGACAACGCGAUAACGAUCGAGAUCGCGCCACACUGUUUGCUGCAGGCGAUCCUGCGCAGGUCACUACCGUCAACGGUGACCAAUGUCAGCCUGCACAUGCGUGAUCAUACCAACAACCUGGCCUUUUUACUGUCCAACAUAGGCAAGCUUUACAUGGCUGGCGCGCAGCCCAACAUUUCCAAGCUGUAUCCGCCAGUGAGUUUUCCUGUGGGUCGCGGAACACCGAUGAUCGGCCCCCUGGUUAAGUGGGACCACUCUCAGAAGUGGAACGUGGCCUCUUUCAAAAAAACAUCGGGACAGUCGGGUGAAUGCAUCGUCCAGGUGGAUCUUUCGAAGGAAACGGACGCUUAUAUAGCGGGACACCAGAUAGACGGACGAAUCCUUUUCCCGGCUACCGGAUACAUGUUGCUGGUGUGGAAAACUUUGGCGAAGCUGCGCGGCACUGAUUUCGAACUAUUGCCAGUCGUCUUCGAGAACUUGCGUUUUCAGCGUGCCACCAUUAUGCCGAAGGAGGGAGCAAUUAAGUUCUCAAUAAAUAUCUUCGAGGGAACGGGCGAAUUUGAGAUCUCCGAGGCUGGCACGGUCGUCGUCAGGGGUAACAUUCGCGUGUCCGAAGCUAUCGAGAAGGAUCAACUGAAACUGCCGCCACCGGCGGUGCCACCCGUUAAAGAAGAGAUUUUACCAUUGAAUACCAAAGACGUGUACAAGGAACUGAAGUUGCGCGGAUACGAAUAUCACGGUAUCUUCCAGGGAAUUAAUUCCUGCGAUAACUACGCUACUGCCGGCGAACUUCGUUGGUCCAACGAAUGGGUCUCGUACAUGGACACCAUGCUUCAAUUUAGCAUAUUGGCAAGAAAACAUAAACUGAUGUACAUACCAUCGCGUCUUCAGUAUUGCGCGAUCAACCCGGUUCUCCACAAACAAUUUGUGGAAGGAUUGCCACAGGACGGCGGACUGCCGGUAUAUUAUUACAAGAACGUCAAUAUCGUCAAAUCGGGCGGUAUCGAGUUCAGAGGACUGAACGCUUCCGUAGUGGCCCGACGACAACAAACUCAAGCUGAGCCCAGACACGAGCGAUACAUAUUCGUACCAUACGAAAAUCCGCAUAGUCUGGUGGAGGACCCAACGAGAGGAAAAUUGCACGCGCUCACCAUACUCACGCAGAUCAUGUACGAGAACAUGACGGCGUUAAAACUCAAGAUCGUGGAGAUCGCGGACGAAAGAGCCGCGGAAGCGCUCUUGACACCACUUGUAACCGAAAUUGUGAACAACGAGCUAAGUUCGGUUACCGUUGAGGUACAAGUGGCUGCCGUCUCUCCCGGUAAUUACGCAGAGGCUUUCAACCACGUGGAUGUGAACGUCAGUAUUGUGGCGCAGGACGCGAAUACCGCGCCUCCUGCUCAGGACGUGCACCUUGGCGUAGCAGUAGACGUCUUGUCCAAUAAAUCGUACACCAUUCUGAAAAAUUUGUCAGCUAGUUUAAAACCUAGCGGUUUCAUUCUUCUGGAGGAAACUGCCGCGCAUCUCGACCUGGAGACCGCGCUGAAAGAUACAGAUCUGACAUUGGUCAGCAGACAAACCGAUUCCAUAGGAAAGAAUUAUCUGUUACUGAAGAAGCUGAAGAAGAGCGGAGAGCCGAUCGUGAUCCAGAUCACGGAGAAAAAUCUCUCGUGGGUGGAAACUUUAAAAGCAGCAUUGAAGAUAACGUAUACUGGAGAGCAAGAAGUACUGCUGAUGUCUCAGGGUGAAGAGUUAAUUGGUCUAGCUGGACUCAUAACUUGCAUCCGGAAAGAGACCGGCGGUGCAAACGUGCGCUACGUCUUCAUCCAGGAUAAAAACUCUCCCAAAUUUGGUUUAUCCGUGCCGUACUACGUGAACCAGUUGGACAAGGGACUGAUGGCCAACGUGCUAAAAGGAGGACAGUGGGGUUCCUAUCGGCACUUGCAAUUGGAUCGGCAGAACAACGUGUCUUCUCUGCAGGUGGAGCAUGCCUACGUGAACACGCUGACGAGGGGAGAUUUGGGCAGUUUGAGAUGGAUCGAGGGUCCGUUGAGUUAUUACCAGCCGGAUAAUUCCUCGAAUACGAUGCUCUGCAGCGUGUACUACGCGCCGUUGAACUUUAAGGACAUCAUGAUGGCGACUGGCAAAUUACCAGCGGAUGCUUUGCCAGGAAAGAUGGCUGCGGAAGAGUGUGUACUGGGAAUCGAAUAUUCUGGGAGAGACGAAAAUGGUCGUCGCGUGAUGGGUAUAGUUGAAGCCAAAGGAUUGGCAACCACCGUGUUGACGGAUCUUGAUUUUCUCUGGGAGGUGCCGGACAAAUGGACCUUGGAGGAAGCGGCUACGAUACCAGUCGCUUAUGCGACUAGCUACUACGCUCUCUUUGUACGGGGUCAGCUGAAAGCGGGCGAGAGUGUUUUGAUUCAUGCCGGUUCAGGCGGCGUUGGCCAGGCAGCGAUCGCCAUCGCUCUACGUACCGGUUGCACGGUCUUUACUACCGUCGGCACACUGGAAAAACGAAAAUACCUGAAGAAGAGAUUCCCUCAGUUGAUUGAUUCGCACAUCGGCAAUUCGCGAGACACGAGCUUCGAGCAGAUGAUACUCACCGAGACUCAAGGACGUGGAGUUGACCUGGUGCUGAAUUCUCUCGCGGAGGAGAAACUGCAAGCCGGCAUACGGUGUCUCGCGAUGAACGGUCGUUUCCUUGAAAUCGGGAAGUAUGACUUGUCGAAUGACAAUAACGUAGGCAUGUCGAUGUUCUUGAAGAACACGACCUUCCAUGGUGUAUUAGUGGAUGCGCUAUUCUACGCGAGCUCUCUUGAGAAGAAGGAACUAAUGAGGCUCGUUUCGGAGGGAAUCAAAAACGGAGCGGUACAACCGCUACCCUCGACCGUGUUCACGGAGCAGCAAGUCGAGCAAGGAUUCAGAUACAUGGCAUCGGGCAAGCACAUUGGUAAAGUGCUAUUGAAGAUCCGGGAAGAGGAGCCAAAGAAGUGUGUAUCCCCGGCACCGAAGACGGUGGCUGCCGUACCGCGUACUUACAUGAAUCCAGAAAAGUCGUACGUGCUGAUCGGCGGCCUCGGUGGAUUCGGUCUGGAACUGGCGAAUUGGAUGAUCGCCCGUGGCGCCAAGUUUAUCGUUCUCGUGUCGCGUUUCGGCAUAACCACGGGUUAUCAGUCAUUGUGUGUACGACGCUGGCGCGAAAACGGCGUAAAAGUCGUUAUCUCUACGAUGGACAUUACAACACUGUCGGGUGCUGAACGCCUGAUCGCACAGAGCAACCAGCUAGCUCCGAUAGGUGGUAUAUUCAACUUGGCGGCCGUCCUGCGCGAUGCACUCAUCGACAAUCAGAAGGAGGCUGACUUCAAGGCGGUGAUGUUGCCAAAAGUAGAUGGCACGAGAAACUUGGACGUGGUAUCGAGAAAACUCUGUCCAUCGCUGGAUUACUUUGUCGUGUUUUCGUCGAUAUCGAGCGGCCGCGGCAAUAUAGGUCAGACCAAUUACGGUUUCGCCAACUCGGCCAUGGAGAGAAUGAUGGAAGAAAGACAGGCCAAUGGUUUACCUGGCCUCGCUAUUCAAUGGGGUGCCAUCGGAGAUGUUGGCUUAAUCAUAGAGAAAAUGGGAAAUUCCAGCGAGAUUGGUAGUACUCUGCCGCAACACAUAUCAAGUUGUCUCGCGACCAUGGAUAUCUUCCUUCAACAACCACACGCGGUGCUGACUUCUGUAAUAUCAGCCGAGAAACAUAAACCGAAUACGGAUAGCAACAGGAUCAGCCUUGUCGAAGCCAUUGCCAAUAUCUUGGGCAUCAAGGACAUCAAGCUGGUUAAUCUCAACAACAGCUUGGCCGACUUGGGCAUGGAUUCGCUGAUGGGCACGGAGAUAAAACAGACUCUCGAAAGAAACUAUGAUAUCGCGUUAUCGCCUCAAGAUAUUCGCUCGUUGACGUUCAGCAAACUACAAGAGUUAUCUGUGACAAGUACCACGACGAUGAAGGAGCAGCAACCAGUCGCCGCGAAUGCGAGCACUGCCACCAAUUCGCUUGCUAAUGCCAUCGAGAACAAUGCCGCCGACAACAUGCUGCUAAUGCAGUGGCCGAGUAACGAAGUGCUGCCCAAGGAAGUUCUUGUUCGUAUGAAGACGAAGAGUGCAAAUGGACCAGCCUUGUUCAUCGUGCACGCGAUUGAGGGCUCGGUAAACGCAUUAGAAACUCUGGCCAGCGAAUUCGAGAGACCAGUUUGGGGUUUGCAAUGCGUCGAACAGGCGCCUCACGACAGUAUUUUGGAACUGGCCGAGUUCUACGUGAAGGCCAUUAGGAAAGUUCAAAAGAAAGGACCGUAUCACGUGGCAGGGUAUUCCUUUGGAUCUUGCGUCGCCAUAGAGAUGGCCAUGCAAUUGGAAUUCGCUGGGGAGAAAGUGAUCCUGAGUCUGAUCGACGGUUCGCCGGCGUACAUACGACAGCAAACGGAGAUGAUCGGCAAAGUAGACACGACCCAAGAAGAUUACAUCCCCUCGGACGCGUGCAUGAAAGCACUGGCGUAUUUCAGCAUACAGUUUAACAAGCAACUCAACUUCUUCCAGGCGUACUCUAUUCUGAAAGAGAGCAAAUCGGAAACGGAUAUGUUUAACAAAAUGUUACAAGUGAUAGGCGACAUUCCGUUCGCGCAGGAUGAUCUCAAGAUCGCCGGAUACCUUUUAUUCAAAAAGUUGACAGCCGCCAUGAGAUAUAGUCCGGAUAAAAAGUUCAAAGGGCCAGUCACGCUGAUCAAGGCCACGGAUAACUUCCUACACCUAACAAAAGAUUACGAUUUAUCACAGAUCUGUGUGCAACCCGCGAGGAUAGACGAGGUGUCCGGUAAUCAUAGGUCGAUACUGCUGGGAGAGAGCGCAAAGAGAAUCGCGAGUCUUUUGCGAAUGUAAAAAGCGAUAGUUGUCUCGACAGAUUGACUCUAAAAUCCACGUAAAGUUCCAUUAUAUUCGAGAAUGACUGCAUGCCGAGACGGCAUGACGCAGUGCCGCAAUGCAAUUUGACUAAUUCCCUUGGAGUAGUUGAUUUUUUUGCAAAUGUCUCACUGUAUCCGCGAGUCGUAAUAUUACGAGUCAUGUGAAGUUCCUGCAUUCGCACAAGUGAGCAAAUUUCAUUCCAGAAUAUGGUAUCUGCACGUUACCAUUGAUUGAAAUUGAGUGACACACGUUAGUGUAAUUGUUCAAUUACGCGGAAUUAAUCUAGGAAAUUGUGUUAAAGCUAUAACGCACACAAAAAGUCUCUGUGAUGAUUUCCAAAGCAGAUAAAUUAAACACCCAUCACUCGUGCGCUAUCGUAUCUGUAACUCUGUCUAAUUCAUAUUAUUAUAUAUUCUAUAAUAUUUAUAGGUUACAGCUCUACUUUCCUUUUUCCACUUACUAUUUAAUAUUUUGGUUUUAAGUGGGCAGAUCUCGUUACUUUUAGCCUGAUAGACAGUCCUUUAGUACUUGCCAUCGCAGUAUAUUGCGAUGAAAUUGUAAAUAACGUUAAAACAUGAUUCUUAAUUAUUGGCUUUAAUAUUUCAUAUUUUUUUCACGCGUUGUAUUCAAUGUAAUUACGUUAUUAAAAUGUAAACCAUAACAAAAAUUAUUCCCAAGUAUCGUAAAAUCAAUCGCAUACUGUAUACAAUUAGUGUAUAUGUACAGUCAGUGGCGCAAGACGCUAUGGACGCUGUUUCUUCUAGAAUAUAAAACGUUAAACGACGUUUAUAAACUGCUUUGAUUUUCCCAUGUAGCCGACAUAAUUUGGGGCCUUCCGGUUUGCGAACGCAAAAACACUGUCUUGAAUCAGCUAGCAGCAUCUUAUUUACGUACGAUUAUUAUGUAGACAUUAACGAAACUGAAACCUAUAGGUUCUAAAUUAACGUUUCCUACCUUGCCGCAUGAAAAUGUUACGUGGUAGAUAUCAACUGUUGAAACUAUUGCGUAUAUGCUCUUGCCACUGUUUGUACAUUUAUUUUGUGUUUCGUCCAUUAGCAAUUGCAAGUUUAGUGCAACGAAAGCAAGGUCUAAUCUUUGGUAAAAUUUAAUUGAAAGAGUUUGACAUGUUACCUCUUGCUCACUAGCACUAGCGCUAGCUUUACAAAGUAACAGCUAACAGAGGUAAUGCGAAUUUCUCUUGUAAUUACAUUCCAAGCGAUUUGUUUGAUCAAAUUUAUUUUCAAGGAUAGUGUACUAAUUUGUUAUAAAUACAUUACCAAACAUUA